AUGGCCACCACCGUCUCGCGGAGCAACUCGAGGGCCUCGAGGGCUCCGGCUCAGGCGCAUUCAGCGUCCCACUCUCCCAACUCUAAUGCCAAGGGUAGCGCCUCGUCAUCGUCUACCUCCGCCCUCUCUUCCCACCUCGCCACGGUAGAGCUCAAGCAACGGAUCCUUGGCGCCAUCUCCAAGCUAUCCGAUCGCGACACACAUCAGAUUGCCGUCGAGGACUUGGAGAGGAUCAUCCGGACGCUGCCUGCGGACGGCGUGCCAAUGCUCCUGAACACCUUCCUCCAUGACCCGCCAUCGAUGGAGCCGUCCUCCCGUCAGUCACCGAUCACGGCCCGGCGGGAAUGUCUCAGGCUGCUCGCGCUUCUCUGCUCCACUCAUCCGGAGGCCGCCUCUGCGCACCUUCCCAAGAUCAUCUCCCACAUUGUUCGUCGGAUCAAGGACCCUUCUUCUGACACUUCCGUCCGCGAUGCUUGUCGUGAUACCGUUGGCUCCCUUUCGUCUCUCUACCUUCGUGUCAACGGUGGUUCUACCAGCGAGAACUACGCGUCGGUAGUUUCGUUGUUUGUGAAGCCAUUCUUUGAAGCAAUGGGAGAGCAGAACAAGAUCGUGCAGGCUGGUGCAUCUGCAUGUCUGGCUAAGUUGGUCGAGUGUGCCGGUGGUGGUGAGGGGUCACAGGAGUCUGCCGCAACUGCUGUUACUUUCCAAAAGUUGUGUCCCAGGAUCUCCAAGUUUCUUGGGGGGCAGAGCUUUCUAGCGAAGGGGGCAUUACUCUCUGUUGUCUCCAGUCUUUCUCAGGUUUGGGCUGAAGAAAUUUUCUGUGCUGUCUGUGGAGACCGCCUAUAUUAUGCUUGUUUCUGUUCUCGCCUCUGCUCCAGAAUAUGCACAUCUUACAUUUUCAAUAAGAAAACAUGUGUUAUUUUCAUUGUCUCAUUUCUGGUAAAUAACUUUAGGUUUUCUCUAUGUUGAACUCUUUUUCAUUCUGAGUACAAGGAAAAUAUUGCUUGUGGUUGGCAAAAUGCACAUACUACAUAGAGGAUCCUUUUAAAUUUCUGUAACAAUUUAUUGCAGGAUAGCAGGUACUUCAACGUAUAGUCUUUGUGGUACUGUUCAACAUAUUGCUCUUCUUGAGCUGAUGGAUUUGAAGAGCAUAUAUUUAAACUUGAUAUGGAUUGACCUUCCAAGAAAUCAGAUGGGUACCUUAAAGAAGAUAUCUGAUGGAAGCUUUUUUUUUUUCUGCAGGUUGGAGCUAUCACACCACAAAGCUUGCCAUCACUUCUGCAAAGUGUUCGUGAGUGUCUUGAGAACAGUGAUUGGGCAACUCGCAAGGCAGCUGGUGACACACUGUGCGCCUUGGCUUCUCAUUCAAGUCAUUUGAUUGGUGACAAUAGUGCUACAAUAGUGGCGGCCCUUGAGUCUUGCCGCUUUGAUAAGGUGCCAUUUUUUGCUCAUGAUUUGACAACAUGAAACUAAGUUUGACUUUAAACCGGGGUUUUAAAAAUGUAAGAACUCGUGCUGAUUGCAUUGUCUAAUCAAAUAGGAUCAUAACUUAUCUUUCAGAAACUGCUCUUCGGUUUACUUUCACUUCCUGUUGCAUUCAUCAUUCUCUCGUUUGUUGCAAAUCAUACCACAUUAAAAUGUCCAACUGAUAUUCUCCUCUUUUGCAUGUGCAAUCUUUGCCGUAUUUUCAUGUUAUAUGGAAUACGAGCAUUCAUGUAAUAGAGAGGAAUAAUUUCAAUUUUGGGAGAAUUUGAAAAAAUGAACUUUAUAUUUGUUGUAAUUAGAUUGUAAAAAUUAUUGUUUAAAUUUGUUGUUAAAUUUGAAUUUUUUUGUCCUUUACAGGUUAAACCUGUUAGAGAUAGUAUAGCGGAGGCUUUGCUUGCCUGGAAAAAGGUCACAGGAAAAGGAGAAGAUGUGGAGGAGGACAAAGGUUCGAUUAAUUCUUAACAUCCAUCUAAAAUAUCUACUGUUAUGCCUGUCAUUACUUUUUAAUUUUUUUUUUUCCUGUUGGAUUUUAGGAUUUAUGUAAAUUUAAAAUUUUAAUCAUGAAACAGAAUCCAAAAGUUCGUCACCAAUUGAUGUUGGAGAAAAACUGGGCCUUAAGAAGUUUUCUGGUAAUGAGCAACUAGACGCAUCACUGAAAGAUUCAUCAAGCUGCCCAGCUCCUGCCAGUGACCCUGCACCCGGAACUAAAGGCAGUGGAAUGCCAGAGAAAGCGGUAGUUCUUUUGAAGAAAAAGGCACCUUCUUUAACUGAUAAAGAACUGAAUGCAGAGUUUUUUCAGAAACUUGAGACAAGGAUUUCGGAUGAUUUACCAGUUGAAGUGGUGGUACCGCGCAGGACUCUUCAGUCUUCCCUCUCUCAGGGUGAUGAAGGAAAAGAGUUGAAUGAUGAUAACUCUAGAGGAACUGCCGGUCAUGAUGGAAAGUCUUGCAAUGACUCAAAUGACAUGGUCAGUGCCAUAAGUGCAGGUUCCAAUGACAUGGGUAAAGCAAAAGGGUUGUUCAGUAAAACAGAAGAACCUGAUGAUUCAGUUAGGGAGAAGUUUACAGAAUCAAGGGCAUUUAAGUUUAGAGAUGCACGAGCGAAGCCUUCAGAUCUGGAUGAGAGGGCUGUAAACAGUCUGAGAGAUCCAUCAGCACCUCGUUCAAUCUCCCGAAUUGAUGGGCAUUCUGAACCCUUCAUGAACAGCAAAGGAAAUUGGCUUGGCAUCCAGAGGCAGCUGUCCCUGUUAGAGAGACAACAAGCAAGUCUAAUGAAUAUGCUUCAGGUCCGUUUUGAUUGAAAUAUUUAGAUUAUUUGUUUUUUUCAUAAUAAACAUGUUUCUGUCUGGUAUAUUGAUGUCAGUAUGAAGUCUGUAGGGUAGUAUAUUAUUUAUUGUGAACUGAUAUGAUCUCUCAAGUGCAUUUUGUCAUACUCUUUUUAGAGUUUGCUCUGUAUCCUAAAUUAUUGCUAUAAAUUUCUGCUUUAAAGAAGUUUUCAGGUAGGUUCUAAAGGUGGAGGCUUUAUAAAGAGUUAUGAGAGGUAAAGAAGAAUUCAUGGAUGUUUAGGAGUGAGUACUAUGGGCUGAAAUCAAUCCUACAUUCUUGAAGGGUUGUAAAUACCUAUCAACAUCUAUCAUUGAAGGGUUGAAGGGUGGGGCAACAUGUUGGUUUUCAUUGUCUAUGCUGCAUUUAUCAAUUUUCUGUGUAGGCAUUUUCUUUCUAUUCUUCAAUACCUAUCAACAUCUGAAAAUAUCAGGUUUAUAUUUUAUUUCAGAUUGAAAAUUUGGAUUUAGAUAAAUGAUGGUAAUUGUUGUUACGAUAAAAUAUAUUUUUCUUCAUUCAGGGAGAAAUCCUUUAUUAAAAAUCAGAAUAAAGCAAAUGAAGGGUUGUAAAUGAGAAUUGUUUUCAAGAUCUUCACUACAACUAGGACGAUACUUAAAACCGAAAAUAUUGCCAACAUGAAGAUCAGACAAUCAUGCAGGGGGGGUGUUGCUUUCUCUGUAUUAUGGAUAUCAUGGAGUGUUGACUUGCUUCGUGAUUACUUUCCCAUGUUUAGUGGGAUUUGCACAGGAUGUUUUCUUUGGAUUGUGUAGUCUUUGGAGAACGAUACCUUGCUCUUAUGUUAAUCUUCCUACUACAGAAUACUUGCUUCAAAAGAACAAUUUUCUAAAUUAUUUUUUCUUAGUGAUUAGGUGCAAUGGUUGUGCUUGAGCUAGCAUGUUUUAGGGUUGUUGUAAAUGAGAUGGAGCUGGAGUUGAGAAGGCUCAAUUUACGCAGAAGUUGGUGUUGUUUUGUAGUGUCAAAGAUUAGAAAGUUCAAUUAUCCUUGAUUAUGAUGUCGAGAUGACAAAUGUGUCCUAAGGAUAUUCCUAAACUGUUGUAUGAAGGAAAGGAAUUAGGAUCCACUUUGUGUUGUUUAUCUCAUGCCAUCAAGAUUGCGAAACUGUAAGAAAUGGGGUCAUCCAUUAAUGAACGAAUUAUUUCUUUUGCCUUUUCUUCUGGUUAAUUCAGAUCUUCAAAAUGGGGGUUUAACCUGGUUGAUGCUAGGCUUGUAGUCCCUACAGCUUUCUGUUGAUCCCUGUCGUUGACAAGGGGGAUCAUCUAGUCCAUCUUACACCAUUAGAAAAUAAUAAGAAAAUAUUUUCUCUGAGAGUCAAUGCCUUACAGUCUUCUGGCAAGGCAUUUAAUCGGCAUUAUUUUGGUUACGUAGCCAUUCAGUGUAAUCAGUUCUGUUGUCUGAAUUUUUACCUAGUUAAUUAUUAUUCCGUUUCAUUUUUCAGAUGUCGGUAGGUGUUAUGCUAUAGCUCCGCUUCAUUUGUUCUUGAGUUCUCAAUGAGUUCUCUCUCUCUCUCUCUCUCUCUCUCACACACACACACACACACACACUCAUCUCAUUUGAACGUAUUGAAAGCUUAAAUCUCACUGUCAUGAACAGCCAUUGAAAAAGCAAUUAGUAGAUUGAUUUUAUUGUGCAGAAGUCUAGCAGCAAUCUUUAAGGUAGCCAAAUUGAUCGUGAGAUUGUUCAAUUCGAUAAAAGAGUUGUGGUGGACUAGGUUCAACUUCAUAAUUUACUUGUUAUUUGAAAUGCUGCACUUUGGACUGGGUAAACUUUAUUGUCUGAUAAACACUUUUAAUUUCUCAUUCAACUUGGAUAAUUAUGCUACCACUAAGGGACGACGACCUAUUCACUGAGAUCAUCUUUUUUGGGUUCGAACACAGUAGCUGUAUAUAUGCCAAACCAGCAGUGCUGUCUUUGUUUCAGUUUCUCACUAGCUACUACUUUUCUUUAGAAUAAUGCUUGCUUUUGUUUCAUUUUCCUACCAUCCAUCUCUGUGGUUUGGGGCCAGGAGGAGAAUGUCUCACAUCAGAUGUCUUGAAAAUCUCAGGAAUUCAUGGGGGGAUCCCAUGACAGCAUGGUUACCUUGGAAAACCGGGUGAGAGGCCUUGAAAGAGUUGUCGAUGAGAUGGCGCGUGAUCUGUCACUGCCACCCAACAGGAGAGGCGGCGGCAUGAUGGGGUUCGACGGAUCCGCUGGUAGGUCAGCCAGCAAGUAUAAUGGCCUCCCUGAUUACUCUAAUGGGAAAUUUGGGCGGGGUGAUGGGCGAUUCCCUUUUGCAGAGAGAUUCCUCCCAUCUGAUGGCACCUCAGGAGCGCGAGGAAGAGAUCCUCCCUGGAGGCAAGAUGCGGACACAUGGGAUCCCUAUUCAUAUGCUGCUCCAAGGAAUGGGGUCACCAGCUCUAGGAGGGGCCCGGGUGGUCUCCCCACAGAGGGUAGAUCGUCAAGAACAGACCAAGAGGGUGAUCAGAUCAGCAACAGGAGAGCUUGGGAGAAGGGGCCGGGCCCCUUCAGACUUGGAGAAGGUCCUUCUGCCAGAAGUGUCUGGCAGGCUUCCAAGGAUGAGGCUACUCUGGAAGCCAUCAGAGUGGCCGGAGAGGAUAGCGUUUCCUCACGGGCCACCGCAAAGCACCCACCUAUUCCAGAACUAGAUGCUGAAGCUGUAGGGGACGACAGCUCGGCCCCCGACAAGGGCGAGCUCUGGGCUUCGUGGAACCGGGCAAUGGAUUCACUCCAUGUAGGUGAUGUGGAUUCAGCCUAUGCUGAGGUCUUGUCGACUGGAGACGAUCUGCUGCUCGUGAAGUUGAUGGACAGAUCUGGGCCGGUUCUUGAUCAACUUUCUGAUGAGACUGCGGGUGAAGUUCUGCAUGCAGCUGGGCAGUUCCUUCAAGAGCAGAGCUUGUUGGAUAUUGCAUUUUCUUGGUUUCAGCAGGUACGCUCGUUGGAUAAGUUUUCAAUAAUUUCUUUUUAACUAUGUGAACAUAAUUUUCAAUGUCUUUUUCUUUUUUUUUUUUUUUUUUUGGUGGGUAGCAUAGAUAAUCGAGCAUUGAAUUCAUGACAUGAAGCUGCCCCAUCACCUUCCUUAUAUCGCAUAAUUUUAUCAGAUGGGUACGGGUAAAAAGAAAUAGUGCCCUCUAUUUUAUCUAAAAAUAUGGGCCUACUUCUGCAUCUUGGGGGUCACAUUGUAGGCGAGAUCUGGAUGCUUCUCUUGCCCAAGAAGGAAGGAUACAUAAGGUUCCUCAUGCUUCUUGCUUUCUGUCUCAGUUGACGGAUCUGGUGGGGGAGCAGGGGGCCGAUCUGCCGAGCCUGAAGGUGGAGAUGAAGAGGGACAUCCUGUUGAGUCUCCACGAGGCUUCCUCUUCCAUGGAGCCUCCGGAGGACUGGGAGGGACCGACCCCGGAACAGAUGAUGCUGCAACUGGCGUCUGCGUGGGGUUUCAGCCUGCAACAGCUCAUCAAGUAG
Molecule: messenger RNA, 6281 nt
Organism: Spirodela intermedia
Lineage: Eukaryota; Viridiplantae; Streptophyta; Magnoliopsida; Alismatales; Araceae
Source: the annotation of a GenBank genome assembly